AAAAAAUAGGAUCGGAUGAGCAAGAAGGAGUGGUGUGUUUACCUCUGGUUUUCAAGUAUCACAACAACCUCCUCUCCUUCCUGCUAAUGCUUCAUUUCACUCUCUCUUCUUUCUCUCUCUUCAUUUUCUCCUCUCACUCUUCCUUCUCCAUCCAUGGAAGUUAACUUCUGUUUCAACCACCACCACCGGGCCUUCCGAUUAACCUCCCCCCUCUCCGUUUCCUCUCUUCGCACACAGUUCCUCGGUUGCAAUCGCAGUCUCAGACCACCUCCAUCUCCAGGUUCAGCUUCAGGUUCGUCACUUCGCUUUUCAAACAAACGCAGCAAUAGGUUAGCGCUUCUUCGUCUCCAUUCCCCGCGCUUCGUAUUCAAGGCUUCCUUCAAUUCUCAUCCGCUUAUAGUAGUUGUCGUCGUUGUUACUUUAUCAGCUGUUUCUUUGAUUCACUUCACUCUCAACAAGCGAAAGAAGAAUCUCAACCAGGGACGUGCGGAAUUUGCAUUAUCACCUCAAGGAAGUAAUGUUGGGAACCAGGUUAUUGAUAGUCAGAUUCUUGAUUUUCCAGAAUUUCAAAGGGAUAAUUCACUGAACGAAGUUGGGAAGUUAAAUGAUCACAAUGGAAAGGACAAUCAUGUUUUUGAGGACCAAGAGGUCCACUGUCAAUUUUUGCAAUCUUCCAUGGUGCAGGAAACAGCCUUGAAGACUCAGACAUUAGAUUCAUCUUCGUCUGUUCUUGACUCUAGUGUCAAUGGUAACAGUUCCCAUGUAUUAGAGGAGCCUUUUUUAUCUGUGGCUUUCAAAUCUAGUCCAUUGGAGCCUAUAGCUUUUGCUGAGGAGAUGACUCUACAUGUGGAAGAAAAUCAAGGUGUAGUUGACUCUAAUCUCGAGUUGCCUUUGAGUAUGGUCAAACCUGAGCACACUGCUUCUUCUGUUGGUUUAGAUAACACGCUCGAUACAAUCAAUGGCCAUACUCAUGAAAAAAUUGAGCUUCAUGCCAUCAAAAGUGAUGUCCUUUUUGGUGAAUCUGUUAGGGAAGGGCUGUACAUGUUUUAUGAGGACAAUAAUUCUGCAUCCGUUUCUGUUACACCCCUGAGUAGUAACAAGUCAUUUUCUCCCAGUGCUUCUUCUGUGAAUAGAACAAGACUGUCAGCAGCUAUAAGAAAUAUCAGCCUGAACAGAUUAGGAUUAUCGGCUGAUGUUUCUCUACAAAAUGCAGAGUACAUUGAUGAAGGCUACCCUCCGCAGCAUAAUAGUAACAAUGUUUUGCCCCAGAGUUCCCACAUCAUGGUGCAUAUGGAUCAGGAAAAUGAUCAAGUCAGGGUCCACGAUAGUCAGAAAAUUGAUCCUUCAGAGCUUCUAAGAAAAUAUAAUACCUUGCUAAAAGCUGGGAGGUUAUGUGAAUGUGUAGAAUUGCUUAAAGAUAUGGAAAUGAAGGGUUUAUUAGAUAUGACUAAGGUUUAUCAUGCCAAGUUUUUUAACAUCUGCAAGAAACAAAAAGCUGUUAAAGAAGCUUUUGAUUAUGUUAGGCUUAUUCCAAAUCCAAUGCCGAGUACAUUUAAUAUGCUCAUGUCAGUGUGUGCAAGCUCCCAAGAUUCUGAAGGGGCUUUCCAAGUUAUGCAGCUUCUUAAGGAUGCUCGACUAGAUCCUGAUUGCAAACUUUAUACCAAUUUGAUAUCAACUUGUGGCAAGAGUGGGAAGGUUGAUCUAAUGUUUGAGGUGUUUCACAAGAUGGUUAAUUCUGGAGUGGAACCUAAUGUUCAUACCUAUGGGGCACUUAUUGAUGGUUGUGCUAGAGCUGGUCAAGUAGGUAAAGCAUUUGGUGCUUAUGGGAUAUUGAGGUCAAAGAAUGUGAAGCCAGAUCGCGUUGUUUUCAAUGCACUUAUAGCUGCAUGUGCACAGUCCGGAGCAGUGUCUCGUGCCUUUGACGUGGUAGCAGAAAUGGAAGCUGAAAUACACCCUAUUGAGCCAGACCAUGUAACUUUUGGUACAUUGAUGAAGGCAUGUGCAAAGGCUGGUCAGGUUGAACGAGCACAUGAAGUUUAUAAGAUGAUACAACAAUAUAAUAUAAAGGGAUCUUCAGAAGUUUACACAAUUGCAAUUAAUUCUUGUAGUCAAACUGGAGAUUGGGAAUUUGCACGUAGUGUAUACAAUGAUAUGACCCAGAAAGGGGUGCUCCCUGAUGAGAUGUUUAUGAGUGCACUAAUAGAUGUUGCUGGGCAUGCUAAAAAGCUGGAGGCUGCCUUUGAUAUCCUACACCAAGCCCGGAAAGAAGGAGUACAGAUUGGAAUAAUGACAUAUAGCUCGUUGAUGGGUGCCUGUUGCAAGACAAGAGAUUGGCAGAAAGCGUUGGAGCUUUAUGAAUAUCUUAAAUCUCUUAAAUUGGUGCAAACAGUUUCAACUAUUAAUGCAUUGCUCACUGCACUUUGUAAUGGGGAUCAAUUCCAGAAGGCUUUGGAGGUUUUAUCUGAAAUGAAAGGAUUAGGAUUGCGCCCUAACAGUAUCACAUUCUCAAUACUUAUCGUGGCCAGUGAGAAGAGGGAUGACAUGGAAGCAGCUCAAAUGCUCCUUUCGCAAGGCAAAAAGGAUGGUGCAGCCCCUACUCUCAUCAUGUGUCGAUGCAUAAUAGGAAUGUGCCUGCGGAGAUUUGAGAAGGCUUGCCUUGUUGGUGAACCUGUUUUAUCUUUUGAUUCAGGACGGCCACUAGUAAAUAAUGAAUGGACAUCACUGGCUUUAUCGGUAUAUCGUGAAACAAUCGGAGCUGGUGAAAAAUCUACAAGUGAAAUAUUGUCGCAAAUUUUGGGAUGCUUGAAACUCCCUUAUGAUACAUAUAUGAAAAAUAGACUUGUUGAGAACCUGGGAGUAAGCGCUGAAUCCUCAACAAGUUCACACCUCUGUUCAUUGAUAGAUGGAUUUGGUGAAUAUGAUCCUCGUGCUUUUUCAAUACUUGAGGAAGCUGCUUCAUAUGGAGUUGUUCCAUCUGUAUCAUUUAAAGUGAAUCCUAUUGUUAUCGAUGUUAAAGAAUUACAUCCUUAUACUGCUGAGGUAUACCUCUUAACUGUUUUGAAAGGUCUCAAGCAUCGACUAGCAGCAGGUGCAAAACUACCCAAUUUAAUCAUUUUAUUGCCGGUAGAAGAAGCAAAAGUUUUGUCUCCCAAUGGGGAAAAGAUUAUUAUACUUGCAGAAAGAGGUGGCCAAGCAGUUGCAGCGCUGUUCAGGAGGCUUCAUAUUCCUUACCAGGGUAGUGAGUCGAAUGGGAAGCUUAGAAUAAAUAGUCCGGGCCUGACAAAAUGGUAUCAGCCAAAGCUUGAAUCUCCAAAGUUCGGUUUACAAGGUGACUGGAGCUCAUCCCAAUCACGACUCGGCAAAAACAUUAGCAAUCAGCAGCGAAACAUUCGAACUGGCAAUCUAUCUUUAGACUGAGUGUACAUGCAUCCAUUACCACAGUUAAUAAUUUUUCAAUAGAUGUUGAAAUCUCCUUCAUCCUAAUGGAGUUAUGGUAUAGUAGAAGAAGAGUAAUCUAGACCCAAGAAAGCUGCAUAUAAUGCUUUCUUGAGUGCUGAGGCCAUUGAAUACUUAAAGAGCAGGGAAAGUGUAGGACAUCUCAUCAAGUACAUUCUGAUGAACGAAUUUCAUGUACAGAUCUCAUUCUUGUGAUUACCCGUAGCUACAACGUGGCCUUUUGCAACGCGGAUUAAAUAAAUGUUUGAUGACAGAGAUGCUGAUUUCAGAUGUAUUCGUGUAUUUCUACCUGUCCUUUUUUGCCAGAACUCUCUAGGUGUAUACUAAAAUGUAGACAUAUAAACAAAUUAUGUAUAUCAGAUGAUUUUGAUAUUUCCAUUAUAUAUUUCUAUCAGCCAAUAUGAGAAUGGUAUGUUCAUUUA
Messenger RNA from Lathyrus oleraceus (garden pea), 3878 nucleotides. RefSeq names its product pentatricopeptide repeat-containing protein MRL1, chloroplastic. NCBI's taxonomy places the organism in Eukaryota, Viridiplantae, Streptophyta, Magnoliopsida, Fabales, Fabaceae. Gene Ontology annotation, molecular function: protein binding. The transcript is spliced from 19 exons. The coding region runs from base 154 to 3417 and encodes 1087 amino acids. The record is from RefSeq and is a predicted model, not a curated record.